Ceratitis capitata (Mediterranean fruit fly) is the source of this 7966-nucleotide messenger RNA. RefSeq lists its product as uncharacterized. Lineage: Eukaryota; Metazoa; Arthropoda; Insecta; Diptera; Tephritidae. Gene Ontology annotation, cellular component: membrane; extracellular region. The transcript is spliced from 17 exons. The record is from RefSeq and is a predicted model, not a curated record. Gene Ontology annotation, molecular function: serine-type endopeptidase activity; protein binding; chitin binding. The coding region runs from base 617 to 7834 and encodes 2405 amino acids. Gene Ontology annotation, biological process: proteolysis.
UCAUUCUGGCUGCGCAGUCUUAAUUGUGUCUACCAUGAGAUACCAGCUACGAGCUGCGGACGCUUAAUUGAAAUUGAAACGGUUUGUUUGCUUUUAAAACGCAAAUACUCUUGGUUGGGAAAACACGGAUUGUAGAUAAUAGUCUAAAAGUACGCGAGAUUUUCAGUUUAUAUUUUUCCUUUUGGAAUCGUUUAGUGUGCGAUUUAAACAAGAGUUAUUCAAAAUAAAGUGUGUUUUGUGGGCAAAUACAUACAAAUAUAUGCUUGUAUAUGCAUAAGAUAUUGUUUAAAAAUAUGUUUAAAUCAAAAUAAAAUCUAAUUUUCAUACAUAUUCAAAUGUUUAUACCAUAUAUUAUUUAAAUAAUCGAUGUGCACUAAGCGUGUGCCUUAGAAAAGCGUAAAACCGUUAAUAAAAAAAUAAUUAGACUUUUUAUUAUUAAAAUUAGUCUUUAUUUGUUGAAUCUGCUUUGACAUCGGAAACCUAACAAUAAAUAUUAACAUCUUAAACUAAACUAAUUAAACUUGAAUGAAAACAUUUCUCUGAUAAAUAAAAAAUGAAGAAGUGUUUGUAAAUGAAAGAAGUAGUAAAUUGGUUAAAUUAAUUCAUAAAAAGUGAAAUGAAAAUGUUUUUAAAAUUGUGGUUGCUUAUAUGCGCGACUCAGCUUGUUAUCAUUAAAGCUACCUAUGAUCCCGAUCGUACAGGCAUCAAAACAAGGACCUAUCAUCGAGAUCCAGACUACACAAAUGCUGAGCAAGAACCAUAUACCAAUACACAGCCAUAUGAUAACAGACCUAAUUACGGUGCCGGCUCAUUGAGGUUAUCACCGAGUAACUCACACCAACACCAGCACUACGAUCAGCCUCCAUAUGGCCAGCAACACCAAAACCAAUACCAGCAACAACGUCCACAACCACAACCAUCCCAGCAGCAGUAUGAAAACCCACAACAAGCUGACGGUUUUCAACAACGCGAUUUACCUCUAUACAAUCGCAAUGCACACGUGCGUCACUCACCGUCAGCACGACAGACGGAGCGUACGGAGCGGCGCAGAGAGAGCGCUCGAAGCGAAGUAGAGAAUACACUCACAGAUUAUAAUAGUGGCUGUCCGCCACAGCACACCGGGCCGGUGCCUUACCCUUACGAUUGUCGUCGAUUUGUGAAUUGUUGGCAUGGACGCGGUCAUAUACAGAGUUGUGGUCCAGGAACGGUCUUCAAUCCUGAAACUCUUGAAUGUGAUCGUCCCGAUAAAGUUGUCUGCAGCAAUCCAAAUGUGAAUGGCGCACUCCGCGAUGAGCGUCGAGAAACACAAGCAACAGUACAAAGUGCACCACAACAGAAUAAAUAUCGCGCCGGGCGUCUCAUAGAUGCGAGUACAGAUAAUGUGAAUGCUUUAUGUCCUCAGGGUUUGACUGGCUUGGCACCACAUCCCAACGAUUGUACGAAGUUCUUGAAUUGCGCUAAUGGCAAUACGCAUGUUCAGGACUGUGGACCCGGCACUGCAUUCAGUGCCACGAAGAAGGUGUGUGAUUUCAAGGAAAACGUUGAUUGCAGUGGACGCGAAAAUGCCGCUUACGGUACAUUAAAUACUCGUGACGGCCGUCAACACGCCAAUCUUUACAAUGUGGAUAAAAAUAUAGACUACGAGAACAGCGUGAGCAAAGACGAAAUAGAAGGCGAUAUCUUCUGUCCACCUUCCGUAUCCGGUCACUUUCCCUAUCCAUUUGACUAUACGAAAUUUAUAAAUUGCAAAAAUGGCAAAACCGCUAUACAGAACUGCCUACCCGGCACCGUGUAUAGUAUAUCGAAGAAUUACUGCGAACCGGAAGAGAAUGUGCCGCACAUCGAUCGCGUGGCUUAUAUUGUGUCGGAAGUGCGUUAUGAGUACUCUGUUACGAUCGUCAGUUGUCCACCAUCCACCGACGGUCUCCAUCUAUAUCCGUAUGAUUUUAUGAAGCACAUCAGUUGCCGGCAAGGUCAUAUGUGGAUAAUCACUUGCCCCGCAAACACGGUGUUUAGCAUAACUGGCAAGUCGUGCCGUCCUGAAAGUCUAGUGUCUGUCGGCGAUCGCGUGCGUAGUGCCUGGGAACUUCAAUACAGCUCCGAGUAUAGUGAAUCCAGAAGCGCGGCAUUAAACUCUUUGGAUGAGACGUUUGUGUGUCCUUAUGGCCAAUCUGGUCUAUAUCCACAUCCUUUUGAUUGUAGAAAAUAUCUGAAAUGCUUGAAUGGUCAAUUAUCGGUGGAAACGUGUAGACAGGGUGAAGUUUUUAGUUUGUCCUCGAAACAUUGCGAUCCCAAAGAAUUAGUUGGCGUCAAAGAGCAGGUUCCAGCACAAUUCGAUGUCGGCCAGAUUAGUACUUCGGAAUCGAGCUAUGGUUACUCAGCCACAAGCAAUGAAGGAAGCAUACAACUAAUUUGCCCACCACACGUGAACGCCUUUUUCCUACAUCCCUUCGAUUGUACCAAAUACUUGUAUUGCCGCGAUGGGCAAGGCGAAGUAGAGAGCUGCAACUCCGGCAAAGUAUUCAGUAUAUCAAGGAGGGAAUGUGUAAAUCGUAACCAAGUAGACGCUUAUGAUCGCGUGGAAUAUGAAAGCGAGGUUUCGCAUGAGUUCUCAACCGAGUUGGAACCGAGCACAAAUCACGCAUAUGAGCCAAAUUGUGCGGCGGGAGCUAACAGCCUUUACCCACAUCCCACUGAUAGUACAAAGUAUAUAAAAUGCGUUGGAGGUCAGGCAACCAUCGAGCAUUGCAUACCAGGAAUGAUAUUUAGUAAAAUCAGAAAGUAUUGUGACUAUGAGUCACGAGUACAAGAAUAUGAUAGCGAAGCAGGAAAUGGGUACAACGUGCUGGGUGGUACUGACGAGGAUGGGGCAGCUACAGUUACUUUUAGUGGCGGAAAAUCCUCGACUGUGAGUCACCGAACGAAUGUGGAAUGCCCACCAAACUCCGCAGGCAUGCAUCCUCACCCUUAUGACUGCCAUAAGUUUCUGCAGUGUGACAAUGGCGUAACUCACAUCAAAGAAUGUGGACCCGGUACCGCAUGGAGUGUGGAGAUGGAAGUUUGUGACUUUGGUAAGAAUGUAAACUGCAGUGGGCGCAUAGGCUCACGCACAACAUCAUCCGGCAUCCACGUCGAUCAGAAAGUGGCAUGUCCAGCCAACGUGGAGGGCUUCUAUUUACAUCCUUUCAAUGGCUAUCAAUACAUUGAGUGUAAGAAUGGCGGCGAGACGCAGGUACAAGCUUGUCCACCGGGUAGUGUCUUCAGUAUUUCGCGGCAAAUGUGUCUUGCCGAAGAUAAAGUCAAUGCUAAUGAUCAUGCCGUCUGUAUGCAAGAGUAUAGCACAACCGAUAUUAAUGUGCACUAUGACUUCGUCGUCUGUCCGGCGCUUGCAAUGGGCUACUUCAUUUAUCCCUUCGAUGGCUUACUGUUUAUAAAAUGUCAUGCUGGCCACACCAUGAUAGAGAGCUGUGAGCCCAACACAUUCUUUAGCAUUACCAAUAAAAUUUGUAUACCCACGAGUGGAGUUGGCAGCAGUGAUCGUGUGUGGUUAAACACAGGCGAGCAGCGUGUUAGUGAUAGCUACGGUGCUUACAAUCACAAUCGUGAAUGGAGUCUUGUGGACACUGCGGAAGUCGCUACGCCCACUCAAAGCUUUGUACCUUCACCGCAGUAUAACCCUGAGUGCCCAUCAAGCGCAACUGGACUUUACCCACACCCAUCAGAUUGCACCAAAUUCUUGAGAUGUGCGAAUGGUAUAACGCAUAUAAUGGAUUGUGGACCGGGUACGGCUUUCAAUAUCGCGCUUGAAGUAUGCGAUUUUAUAGACAAAGUUGACUGCACUGGACGUGUUGCGGGUUACAAUAAUGAGGCUGCAGGUUUUGACGGAGAUGUUCAGAGCGAAUCUGUAGCAUGCCCUGAGGGCGCUUCGGGCAUGUUUUCUCAUCCCUUGGAUUGCACAAAGUUUCUUAACUGCAACAAUGGCAUAACUAAUGUACAAGACUGUGGCCCUGGCACCGCAUGGAAUGCAAAACUGGAAGUUUGCGAUUUUAUAAAGAAUGUUGACUGUUCGAAGAAUAGCGGACGUAACCCGAAUGCACCUACAGCUCAAGGUGGUCAUGAACAUAACCCUAACACGAAUUACCAAUCGCCACCAUUACCACAGACUAAUUACGGUGAUCAACUACAAAACAAUUGGAAUUAUCGUGGAGAGCAACAAAGCUAUGGAAGCUCCACACAGCAUAGACCAAGUCAUGGUCGACAAAACUAUGGCGAUAACUUGCCAACAACGUCUACGCGAACACCGAAAUAUGGCGAUCGCUGGUCCAACAUGGAUAUGCAGCGUCCGAUACCAAGCGAGCAAACUUACGAUGGCAGAUAUAAUCCAGACUAUGAACGACAACAACGCCUACCCAACUACGGCAAGGAGCUGCUACCGAACCGUGGCGCUAACAGUUGGGUUGGUACGGGCUCAGCAAUUGAUCGGCAAACCCCAACGCAAAGCAUCAUCUACGAGGAGGGCUCACUGCAACCAAAUCGUAAUUAUAAUACUUUCAGCACAUACACCACACCCUUAGCUCCCUUCAACCCUGGCUCGGCUUUGACAAACGAGACUAAACACGUUUAUUACGCACAACCCGUGGGCUCAGAAGAAAACACUGAAGAAGUUUUUGACGACGGCAAAGUUAUGCCACAACCACCAAACAGUUUGCCAUUUAAUAAUCCAAAUGAAAAAGAUUAUGUGCAGUCUCCUUCAAGCAAUUGGGUUCCCAUACCGAAUCAAGUGCUUUUGCCACCAAAACGUACUGAUGAACCCCAUGGCGAUAGGAAUGACUUUCCGUCACAAAAUAUCUUUACGCCUGCUGCAUACAUAACUCCACCACCCAGGCCCACACAUACAAGUAACUAUCCAGUGAUCACUCCCACAGUCCCAAGUCAGCCCAAUUUUGACGCUUCUAAUUUAUUCGGUGGCUUACAACCACCACCACCGCCUACGACUUCACCGAGACCUUUUAACUCUAUUUCGCCACCCGAUAACAGUUUUGUAUUACCAAAUGCAAUAAAGGGACGGCCUACUGGUCGAUCUAUUGAUGAAGUUGAACCCAUUAGAGCUUUCAGCACGAAUGCUCAAGGCAGACCACAUCUACUUUCACCACCUUCCAACAUAAAUGCCUACACAACUGACAUUUCAAUGACCACACCUGCAACUUAUCUUCAGCCACCGGCUUUACCCACGCCUGCAGCCUCAACACGUUUGAGACCAGUACAUAAUUUGCUUGAGAAUACCACUGUAGCCACAUUUUCUAAAGAUCCCCACUACAGUGGUUCUUAUUCAAAUGUAGCUCACGCACAUCGUCCAAAAUCUAUUGAUACUGGAGAUGUACAAACUCCAGAAAAUGUAUUAAUGGCCGAUGCUUUGCGUUUGCUCUUACGUCCCUACUUCAAUCGUAGUGGCACGAUUUCCGAUGAAAACGCCGAACAGGCUGAAUCUCAUAUAAUGAAACUCUCACCCCAUCUACCCACACAUACAGCCGAAUCAACAACAUUACCAAGUAGUUCUAGCAGAGUGCCCAAAGAUGGUGCUGAAAAUGAAAAGGAGGUUGAACUUAUACUUGCAGGUGAACAACACAGUUUGACCACAAUCCCCAUCCAGAACACUACACACGAGACACGUACAGAAUUCUAUUCGAAAAAUACAAAACAAGAAUCAAAGCCGAAUACCAAUUGGCACAAUCACGGUCAUAGCCGAGAAUUCCAUCGCAACCAUCCCAAUUUACUCAAUCCCUUUAAUGAGGACGAACGCCCGAGCCCUCAUACACAUCAUCGGCACAAGCACAAUAGAGCAUAUCAUCAGCGCCAUCCCGAAUUACCAAAUCCAUUUGAAAACCCCGAAGCACCAACGACCAAGACCAAUUAUGAUUUGAGUAAUACGAAUCUACUGAAUCCAUACGCAGAAUCGACCACGCCAUUCAGUGUGAGACCACCUCAAAUCGAUUUGAGAGUUGGAAAUGUAGAUUGCCCCUUUGAUUGUGGUAAUGGCAAAUGUGUGCGAUCGCACGAGGUGUGCAACGGUAUUAACAACUGCGGCAAUCGUAAGGACGAAGAUGAGUGCAAGCAUUUGGGAUACGAAGUGCGUCUUACUGGCGGUGAUAACCCUAAUAUGGGUCGUGUUGAAGUUAAGAUUCUUGGAAAAUGGGGCUAUGUGUGCGAUGACAAAUUCGGCCUACGCGAUGCUGAGGUGGUUUGCCGGGAAUUGGGCUUCAAUUUGGGUGCUAGCGAAGUGCGCGGUUUUUCAUAUUAUCCGCCCACGACUGCGGAUGUAUCCUUUGCUAUGGAUGAAGUUGAAUGCCGUGGCAAUGAAACAUCCUUAAGGGAAUGCGACUUCAAGGGUUGGGGUGUGAGUAAUUGUGGACCAGACGAAGUGGUUGGUGUAGUUUGUAAAGUACCUCAACUCAGGUGUCCCAACAACUAUUGGCUAUGCAGCACCUCCCAAGAGUGCAUACCACCGGCGUUCGUGUGCGACAAUACUCCUGAUUGUGCGGAUAAAUCGGACGAAAGUGAAAGUGUUUGCAAUUCACCCAUUAAAUACCGUCUACAAGGUGGACGCAGUCCGAGCGAAGGACGUCUUGAAGUCAGAUAUCGCGGUGAGUGGGGCUCGGUGUGCGACGAUGAUUUCGGCAUAAAGGAGGCUCAAGUUAUGUGCAACUCAAUGGGAUUUUACGGCACACCAACCUUAGCUAAGAAUACUUAUGGACCUGGCAGCGGUCCCAUUUGGUUGGACCAGGUGUCGUGUUUUGGCAAUGAAACCACACUCGACCAAUGCAAUCACUGGACUUGGGGCGAACACAAUUGCAAUCACACCGAGGAUGUUGGCUUGAAGUGCACGGUGGGCGCUUUACCACGUAAAGUAACCGCAACGCAACAGUCUGAUGAAAGUACUCAGCAAGAGUUGGACGAAACACAGCAACAGUUAGAAGAUAUAGGGCUAUUCUCCGAACAAUGGGAACGAAAGAGUAAAGCGGUGGGUGAACAUAGACGUUGCGGGCAAUUCAAAGAUAUCCUAAUCGACGAAUACGCACAUCCGGAGGAGCGCGUUGUGAAUGGCAGUGUAGCAAAGCGGGGGCACCAUCCUUGGCAGGCGACUAUACGCACGCGCGGCAGGGGCGGCAUAUCGAGUCAUUGGUGUGGCGCUGUGCUAAUCUCGUCACGACAUCUACUAACUGCGGCUCACUGCCUCGCCGGUUAUCCAAAAGGCGCCUACCUCGUACGCAUGGGUGAUCACUAUGCGAAUAUAGCGGAAUCGUCGGAAGUCGACUCGUUCAUUGAGAAUUGGUAUGUACAUGAGAAGUUCCGCGAUGCCACACACAUGAACAAUGAUAUUGCAGUGGUUGUGCUGAAGACGCCGGUGAAAUUUAAUGACUACAUACAACCGGUCUGCUUGCCGAACAAGGGCGCUGCAUUGGCAGAGAACCGCAUGUGCACAAUAUCUGGUUGGGGUUCUAUAAAAUCCGGUGUUUCGACGCCCUCCAAUAUUCUACGCGCUGCUGAGCUGCCAAUUUUGUCCGAUGAAGUUUGCAGACAAAAACAUGUCUAUGGCGGCUCCAUGACGGAGGGUAUGUUCUGCGCUGGCUAUAUGGAUGAGAGCGUCGAUGCCUGCGAUGGCGACUCUGGUGGUCCACUCAUUUGCCAUGACGAUGAUGGCGAAACUUUGUACGGCAUAAUUUCUUGGGGUCAACAUUGCGGCUAUGCGAACAAGCCUGGCGUUUAUGUGCGCGUUGAGAAAUAUGUGGAUUGGAUUCUAGAGAAAAUAAAGUUUUCAAUGCAAAAGGGCUCAUAAUAAGGAGAAAUUAGAUUUUACCGGUUUUUUAUUAUAUUUGUUUUUUGAUACUGUUAUAUACUUAUUAGUUUAGCAAUACUGAAAUUUUCAAGAGAUCUAGAUAAAAUAAAGGGAGAGUAAAGUAAAAUUAUA